Messenger RNA from Symsagittifera roscoffensis, 698 nucleotides. RefSeq lists its product as uncharacterized. The coding region runs from base 184 to 630 and encodes 148 amino acids. The transcript has 4 exons. The record is from RefSeq and is a predicted model, not a curated record. Lineage: Eukaryota; Metazoa; Xenacoelomorpha; Acoela; Convolutidae.
CAAUUCGAUUUUAAUUGAGUGGCUGUACAGUUUAGCGGUCGAAAUUAAAAACGCAUCUGUCUACAAUUUUAUUGAGUCAGAAAUAAUUAUUUCGUGAAAAUCAAAACACUGUGGCUACUGCGCUUCCGCUCAUUUUUAAUUUCAGAGUUUUUCCGGUAAAAGGAAAAACAGAAUAAGGCGAUAAUGAAUCGUCUUCUGCGAUUCGCACUUCUGACAUCUUUUCUUCAGCUACCAGGAGCACAGGCAUCAUCAGAAGCAGACGAUUACUACUACAGUGACUGGGGGAGCAGUGACUACAUCGACUAUGAUGACUAUGACUACCACAAUGAUGAUGACAUGAUUUCGGGAGACUGGGUGGAAGCGCCCCUGUCCGCAUUGGGAGCAGAUGCCACGGCGUUCGAGCAGAGCCUGUUCUACGUUGGACUAGAAGAUACUCUGGAUAAAUUGGACUGCAGCAGGUACGGCGGGUACAUCGACCGCAUCUUUGUGGACAUCGGAGAUGACGAGGAGGACUCGAUGGUGUUGCAGGUCACGUGUGACUCCAAAACCAGCUGGGUCUUCUUCGAAGGCAUGCCCCCAGAGCAAGUGAAAACAUACGAAUACAAACCCGUCGAUGCUCUCGAGUUUUAACGAGCUAAUCUCAAUAAAGUAUAGGUUUGUGGCCAAGCCAUGUCCAAAAUAAAUCGAAGUCAAUUCAA